CCUAGUGCCUGUUGAGCGGUGCGCGCGAGAAGAAAACAGCUCCAUCAUGUCGUUUUCUUUCUUUCUUUGUUGUUUUGUUUUUCUUUUUGGUUAGAUCUGCAAACCGCCUAGGUGGCCUCUACGGACAGCGCGCCAGUGGACUUUCACUGUUCCAUUAUUCACUUUCUCACUAAAACAGGCUCUGGUUCCACGGUCGGUUGCGCGCGCGCGCCGCGGACGGUAAACAAAAGGUAAUCCUGGGCGCCGCCGCCGCCUCCACGUCACGUCACGUUCUGUCACCGAUUGGGCGAGAGACACUCGGCGGUGUGGCGGGAAGGGGUCGCGCGCGCGCCGUGGGCGGGUGAGAGUGCCCGCGCGCUCAUAAAGCCCCGCGUGCGCCCCGCGCCGUCGACAUAGAGAGAGAGAGAAGGACGCGUUUAAAAAGCGAGGGGGGAAAGGGAGGGGGGGGGAGACGCGACGAGCCUCUCGGUUCUUUACUCCGCACCCAGGCGGGAGAGGCAGGCGCCCGCGCGCCUCUCUCUCUCCUUCUCUCUUUCUCUCUCUCUCUUUCUGUGUAAACCCCGUCCUUUACCUCCUCCGGUGGACCCCAGGUCCUCCGGGCUCGGCCGAGGGAGGCAUCAUCUCGCGCGUAUAUGGACGACCACUUCAACCUGAUCGACUCUCCGUCGACGCGGCGGCGGGAGAGUGACGGAGACAGCCGUGGCUCAGACGCGGACAGAGGCGGCCCGGCCGCGGCCACGGUGACAGUGGCGGUUGGCGAGCUGCUGGAGGAGUCGGGCGCGCUGCCGGCGCACGUGUCGCUGGAGCGCUACGAGCCUGAACCGGGCUGCCACGAGCGCGUGGUCAUCAACAUCUCGGGUCUGCGCUUCGAGACGCAGCUCAAGACGUUCAGCCAGUUCCCGGACACGCUGCUGGGUGACCCGCGUAAGAGGAUGCGCUACUUCGACCCGCUGCGCAAUGAGUACUUUUUUGAUCGUAACCGACCGAGUUUUGAUGCCAUCCUGUACUACUACCAGUCGGGUGGGCGCAUACGCAGGCCCGUGAACGUGCCCAUCGACGUCUUCUCGGAGGAGAUCCGCUUCUACCAACUGGGCGAGGAAGCCAUGGAAAAGUUUCGCGAGGACGAGGGAUUCAUUAAGGAGGAGGAGCGUCCGCUGCCCAGCCGGGAGUUUCAGCGACAGGUGUGGCUCCUGUUUGAGUACCCGGAGAGCUCGGGCCCGGCUCGCGGCAUCGCCAUCGUCUCCGUGCUCGUCAUCCUCAUCUCCAUUGUCAUUUUCUGCCUCGAGACUCUGCCUGAAUUCCGCGAUGACCGCGAGGCGGCGGCGGCAGCGGCUGCCGCGGCGGCUGCCGUUCCACUAAACAAUGGCACGGCGCCCUAUGGUCCAGGCGCUUUCACUGACCCAUUCUUUGUGAUCGAGACUCUGUGCAUUGUGUGGUUUUCAUUCGAACUGCUCGUGCGCUUCUUUGCAUGCCCGAGCAAGGCCACCUUCUCCAAAAACAUCAUGAACAUAAUCGACAUUGUUGCCAUCAUCCCCUACUUCAUCACGCUGGGCACGGAGCUCGCUGAACGCCAGGGCAACGGACAGCAGGCCAUGUCCCUGGCCAUCCUGCGCGUCAUCCGCCUGGUACGCGUAUUCCGCAUCUUUAAGCUCUCGCGCCACUCCAAGGGCCUCCAGAUUCUUGGACAAACUCUCAAAGCCAGCAUGCGCGAGCUCGGCCUGCUUAUCUUUUUCCUGUUUAUCGGGGUCAUCCUCUUCUCCAGCGCCGUGUACUUCGCCGAGGCGGACGACCCGGCCUCGAGCUUUAGCAGCAUCCCGGACGCCUUCUGGUGGGCCGUGGUUACCAUGACCACGGUGGGGUACGGCGACAUGCACCCGGUCACAAUCGGCGGCAAGAUCGUGGGCUCCCUGUGCGCAAUCGCCGGGGUGCUGACCAUCGCCCUGCCCGUGCCUGUCAUAGUCUCCAACUUCAACUACUUCUACCACCGCGAGACGGACGGCGAGGAGCACGCACAGUGCCUGAACGCGGGCAGCAGCGAGCGCGUAGACUCGGCACAGGGCGAGCUACUGGAGCGCGCGCACAGUACCUCCUCUUUGAGCAAGCCGGAGUAUGUGGCCAUCGAGGAGGCGCUGCACGGCGCGUUUAGGCAGCCCGUCUACCCCAACCAGAACAGCCAGAACUGCGUGAGCGUCAAGAAGAUUUUCACCGACGUGUAAACAACUAGAAGCGCGUGAGAGCGAGCAAACUUAUCUCAAAUCUCCACGCAUGAAGAACACGAAGAGGGCGCGUAAAAACGCCCCCAACACAAGACCCCUCAAGACAACAGCAGACCCAGUUAAGCUGCUGGUGGCGCGCAGCGCGUUCAGCUCUGUCUUUUUUUUUGUUUUACUUGCAGCGCGUUAAACAUGCGGGGGGACAGAGAAGGGGCAGGUUGGGGAAGACAACUUUGGAACGAAACGCGGACAAACCAUGUCGUGAUCGUUGCUGUGCGUUUUUUUGCUCUCAGUGUUUAUCUGUGGUCGUCAUAACGCGUUCAGUGUCCGCGGCGUGUCCCGCUUCGUGGCGAAGCCGAGAGACCCCCUCUGGAAGGUCUGUUCACGCGGGGGGGACACGGACUGCUCUCGGGGGUCGCGUGUUAGAAUGUCACCAUGUAUUUUAAUCAUAUAUCCAAGUGCAGAUUCUAUAUUUUAUCACAAUGAAAGUCUGUGGGGGUAAAUCCAUUACGCUGUUAAUAGUCAAGUACUAGUCGAAUCUAUAUAAACAUAUAGGUUAUUGUAUGUUUUUAUUAAGCAUAUUGCCUUUACAUAUACCAAAUGAAGUUAAUAUAUAUAUCGACUCAAAGAAUAGAUAUUAUAUUUUGUUGGGAUGGGAAUGGGGGGCUGUGAUCAAACGAAGGAAGUGUAAUGCUAUAAAGAAAGGGCCAUGUUCCCGCGAACUGAGGGAGAAGGGGGAGGGGGAGGGGGGUGUGGCGUUAAAAAAAAAGAGAAAAAAGCCCACUCUGGACUCAUCUCGUCUCUGGCCUGGGAAACAGACGCAAGAUCAGCGAGGAUGCGCCUCCCAGUCGAAGCCCCUGAGUCCGCCUCGUGAUGCAGUCUCCAUAGCGACUACAGUUUCCUGGGAAGCAAGAAACGCAUGGAGGGUUUUGCUGAUGGGCGUCAAUAUCACACAAUCAACUGACCUGCGACCCUAUUCCAAACGGUCACAGCAACACAGUUUCAAAGACCUUUGAGGUAGAUCCACGCCGUGCCUAGGACUGUUCAUCAACCAUUCCACUGACAAGAAGGUUUUCAAAGCACAGGACAAAAAUGCAUCUGAGGACAGAGGAAUGAUGUCCGAAACGCUCAAUAUCGUCCUCUCUACCAGAUCCACACUCUAGAAGUGGCCUUUUUCUAGGGAUUCACUGCCAGGCUGAAUAUAGAUUAGCCAGAAGAUAUCAGCAUACAAUGAUGGCAGCUGUUAAACUUUGAAAAAGUGGGACAAAAGCUGACCAUCUUUGGCAUAACUGUCCACUGCUGUGGGACAUAUAUUGCAGAGGUUUUCAAUGUGUCCUUCAUGUAUUCAGAGUUUGUGCUGUAAUCAAACCAGAUGUCUGCAUAUAGAUUUGUCAUCAUUAUAAAAAUACUGCCUAAUUAUUUACUAUAUACAGUAACUCACUGCCUACUUAAUGACUAUAUUAGACAUUCCAAUCACUGAAUAACUGAGAAUAUUAAAGUUUAUUAUGCUAUA
Molecule: messenger RNA, 3726 nt
Organism: Astyanax mexicanus (Mexican tetra)
Lineage: Eukaryota; Metazoa; Chordata; Actinopteri; Characiformes; Acestrorhamphidae
Gene: kcna3a
Product: potassium voltage-gated channel, shaker-related subfamily, member 3a
Exons: 3
Coding region: 633-2216 (527 amino acids)
Biological process (GO): potassium ion transmembrane transport; protein homooligomerization
Cellular component (GO): membrane; voltage-gated potassium channel complex
Molecular function (GO): protein binding; delayed rectifier potassium channel activity
Source: RefSeq, a predicted model, not a curated record